Culex quinquefasciatus (southern house mosquito) is the source of this 739-nucleotide messenger RNA. RefSeq lists its product as uncharacterized. The record is from RefSeq and is a predicted model, not a curated record. NCBI's taxonomy places the organism in Eukaryota, Metazoa, Arthropoda, Insecta, Diptera, Culicidae. The coding region runs from base 41 to 622 and encodes 193 amino acids. The transcript has a single exon.
UGAUCAUGAUUGAGCGCAAACUCCUAGUGUCAACGCAACCAUGAAACCGGCCACGACGACCUUCUUCCUGGUUGCACUCGCGGUCCUCGGCCACCUACCAGCGGAGUCCGGUGCGGAGCAGCAGAUGAACCUACAGCUGGAGCGCUUCGAGCAGAUCGACGGCGCGGACAUGAUCGACUCGUCCAAGCUGCGCGUCCGCAAGUACAACCGAACCGCGUUCAUCCUGGACGGCACGGUCGAGCUGUUCAUCGAUCUGGACAACGCGUACGAGGUCACGGUCAAGGUCGCGUACAGCACCCUCGGCAACAACCAGUUCAACGAGUACCCGAUGAAGCUGCCCCGGAAGAGCAUCUGCGCCUUCAUGGUCGACGAGUACGUCGAGUAUCAGUACAUCUGGGCCGACAGCACCAACCUGCCGCACGUCGAAAAGGGAACCGAGGAGUUUUGUCCGUUUCCGAAGGGCGAGUACUGGUUCAAGGAGCUGGUGCCGGAUUCGUCGUUUCUGCCGCCGGUCAUCCCGGCCGGGCUGUGGCGCAUGACGUGGGAGUUUCUGCGCCCGAACGACGAGGUCGUGAUGCAGCUGCGGUUCUUCUACCGGGUCACGAAGGGGAAGGCCAAGUAGGUGAGGUUAGGUUUAGGGUGUCCGGGAAGCAAAAAUGGUGGUGUUGGAUAUUCAUGUCAGAUUUGGCAAACAAAAUAUAAUAAUAAAAUAUAAUAAAAACAAAGUAUGCGUUUCAUA